AUGGCCGAUUCGAUUCACUUGUUCGGUCGUGACGACCUGUCUAUAAUAGAAUCUCCUGGACCCGGAACAACUACGACUCCAUCCCUCACAGCCAACCUCGUCUGCAGAGUGCUUUUCGGCAUCAUCGCCAACUUUGCAUGCAUAGUACCUCUGAAGAACCUCUACCGAAAUGGCGAGUUCGCCGCUGUUGUCUUUAUCGCCAACAUUCAGGUGUCGAAUCUCGACACAAUCAUCAACGCCCUCAUCUGGAGAGACGACGACACUAGCAAGUGGUGGUCUGGACAAGGGUUCUGUGAUGUCAGCCCUUACUAUACCAACUUCCUCAAUGCAUUGUUUGGAACUUGUCUACUCGCCAUCAUGCGCAACCUCGCUCAGCAAGUCGGUCUUCUAAGAGCUAACCCUCUGUCUGUCCAAGAAAAGCGCCGGCGCAAUCUUGUUCAAGCACUCAUCAUGUUCCCACUUCCCAUCCUCCAAGUCGCUUGGGUCUGGCCUUUAACUAUGCAAAGAUAUGCAGUUGCUACUCUUGUCGGGUGCAGUUGGGUCGCAUGGCCUGCGUGGCCUUACAUGGCCUUCUUCGUCAUCGCUCCUGUUGUCGUUGCGCUGAUAACAUCCGGAUAUGCUAUCCUCACUUACAUCCGCUUUCGCGAGAUUGCAAGGACCACUCGAACAGCAAUCAAUAGCAGCAGGUCUGCUAAUCAGCGGGCUCAAAGGACAAAGCGCCGCCUCUAUCUCAUGGUACUGGCCAUCUUGGUCCCUUAUCUACCUGUUGUCAUCACCCUCGCCGUUCUAAACAUUCUCGGUGCUUUCCCACUCCAACCCUUUGACUACGAUCUCAUUCAUAACCGCACUUGGCCCUAUCCGUGGUCGUCUGUGAUUCUUGUCCCAUCCAACGGCUUCACCUUCAUCCUUCUGAACAACUGCUACAUCAACAUCCUCGCUGCAAUUCCCGUCGUUCUCUUCUUCGGCAUGACAAAGGACGCUAUCAACAGCUAUCGUCGUGGCCUGCUUUACUUUGGUCUUGGGCACUUAUUCCCCAAGCUUCAAGAGGAGUAUGAUCCUGACAGAACGACAUACGGUAGCAAUUCUGGUACCUCUCACCUCAUGGAUUCUUCAGUUUCGACUACAUCUUCGAUCCCCAAAAAGAUCAAAAGUCUUCUUACCAGUCGCAGCUUAACAACAGCAUCAUCUGCGAGCCUCAAUCCUGUCUCUCUACAACCUACACAGAGCGCUACCAUACCAGAAGUCGAGAUAGGACACGAGUUGAGAGAAUUCCAGACCUCGCAAUCGCCCCUCCGAGAGAUAGUCUACCCCCCUCUGAGUGCUUCGCCUUCUACAGACCCAAUCACUCUACCUCCUCGCAAUCCCUUCCUGUUUCGGACUCGUUUCGACUUACCCACUAUCCCACUCCCACCUUUGUCUUCUUUUACCUUUAGAAGAAAGAAGGAUCGUCGACCUCCUCUGGAUCGAGGCUUACCUCUUGAUUCCCUGCCUUCCGUCGUGAACAGCCGCAUGUGGGAGGACAACGUGUCUGUCCAACCUCCUCGAAACCAAACACUUGUUUGGGCGGAUAUAGAAGACGCCCCAACUCCCGACACCAUCACGUCCGACACUCGCUUACUUGUCCCUAUGUCGUCAACGUUUUCUGUCACAGCCGAGCCCCUCGAGGAAACAUAUCGACGCUAG
Fusarium pseudograminearum CS3096 is the source of this 1683-nucleotide messenger RNA. RefSeq names its product STE3 (gene STE3). The record is from RefSeq and is a predicted model, not a curated record. Bases 1 to 1683 code for a protein of 560 amino acids. Gene Ontology annotation, cellular component: membrane. The transcript has 3 exons. Gene Ontology annotation, molecular function: mating-type factor pheromone receptor activity. NCBI's taxonomy places the organism in Eukaryota, Fungi, Ascomycota, Sordariomycetes, Hypocreales, Nectriaceae. Gene Ontology annotation, biological process: G protein-coupled receptor signaling pathway.